GCUGGAUGCGCAGAAUCGGCGACGACGCUGGCGACGUCUUAAGAGGGUGAAGGCUCCCCCCUUACACCCCACCCCCUGGAUCUCUUCAACCGUGAAAGGCACCGAAAUGAACAGGUUUACAGCGUCGGCGGGUAGUUGUGCAGAGUUGCCGACGGGUCAACACGUACGUCGCCCGUCAACUCUCAUCCUAAACCCUCUAUCAGUAUCUCUGUGUUAUCUCUGCACAUGUUUCCUAUUAUCUCGUUUCCGUAAUUAUUUUUAUUUUUUUUUAUUUAUCAAGUUCGCUGUGCGAGUUUUUGUUGAAUUGCCUGGCGUCCAGUUAAAAGAAGACGUUCCCAUCCAGGUGCUGCUGCCGAAGCAAAAAUCCUUGCAGCGCAAGAUGCAUCUGCAUUUUGAGGAGCCUAGUAGCCAAUUGCGCUGCGACUCGGUCAUCAAUUCCCUGUCGUGGAUGGGACGCGUCCCAGAUGAACAGCCCGAGGGACACGGAUGGAAGCUUAACCGCACCAGCUACUAUCAAGAGGGCUGGUUAGCGGCGGGGAACAGCAGGAGCGUUGUUGGAAUGGUAAUGAAAUAUCCGGCAGUCUGCCGCUUCACUCCGCCACACCUUCCGUUGCCGCCACGCACCAAUUACAACUUACGCGGACAUCGAGCUCAGAUCAGUUUAGUGAGAUGGAACGAGCCGUAUCAGAAAUUGGCCACGUGCGACGCAUCCGGUAUCAUCUUUGUCUGGAUCCGUUACGAAGGUCGAUGGUCCAUCGAGCUCAUCAACGAUCGAAACACUCCCGUAACCCACUUUUCAUGGUCGCACGACGGUCGUAUGGCAGUCAUCGCAUACCAGGAUGGAUUCGUUCUCGUCGGAUCCGUUGCUGGACAGCGCUAUUGGUCGACCGUACUCAACCAAGAAUCCAUCAUUACCACCGGAACAUGGACUCCUGAUGAUCAACAGGUUUAUCUGGGAACGUCGAGUGGAUCAAUCGUUGUCUUGGACGUGCAUAAUGGCGCCGUUGUGGCGCAAAUUCAAAUGUCGGAACCGACUAGCAUAUCGCCUGGUUCGAUAUCGAGUAAUAGCACCAACCACACAUCAGCUGCCAAUGGCAUUCGUCAGCUGGCGUGGAACUGUCCGCGAUUUAAAAUGGAAGAACCGACGUCAUCGACAACUAACGCAGGCCGUCAAACAACAUCUGCAGAUGGUCAUUUACUCUCUUCCAUGUCCAAUGGUGUGGAGGAUCAACAUCAUGUCCUGGCCGUCCUGACUGUGGGGGGCCGGUUGAGUUUGAUUAAAGGUUUCGACGACAUCCAUCCUUGUUCCGCGGUGGAUGAUGACGAUGAAGCCGAAAACGUUCCUUGCUGGAACAAGGGACCGCUCUCAUCUCCCAUGAUGGAAUGGAAUAAUGAAGGUGAAUUACUCUGCCUCGGGGGUCACCAUCACGUUCAGAGCUCCUCUGCGGCUGCUGGCCUUCAUCACUACGCCAACAUCCUGCAGUUCUAUAACAGCCGUGGCGUAUUGCGAUUCCGCAUCGCCGUCCCUUACACGCAGGCUCCAAUUACAAGUUUUACGUGGGGGCAUAACGAUCGACGUCUGUUUGUGGCGACGGGAUGCACAGUUCAUGUUGCAUGGGUUUCACCUCGAAGGAUCGCUUCCCUGCAGCAUUUAGCGCGACUCAAACUCAGACGAUGUCUAACCGGACCGGAUCAGCUUGACGACCCCAUUUUCACUGACCGAAUACCCAGGCUCAUCCGUAACCUGAUCGUUUCCCUCUUUUCCAGCACCGUCCAUUGUCAUGUUCCGGAAGAGCACCGAAUUCGAGAAUAUGUCUGCAAACCGCCACCGGGUAACACACGGCUCUACUGCACUAUGAUACGACGCGAUGAAGAAGACUCUGCCGGCUGGCAUGGAGUGGACGGACUGAUCGAUCCGAUCGAUCCUGAUGCAGCAACCAGCAGCGGGGGAGGUGUUGGCUUCACCCUCUAUCUCGAAUUCCUCGGCGGACUCAUUCCUCUUCUUAAGGGUAAACCAACGUCAAGAAUAAGGCCAGAAUUUGUCAUAUACGAUCCGCGAAAGUUGUCCAGCAACGACAUGAGUAAAAGUCAGCCUUUGUUAAACAAGAGCUCCGAGUUGCUUUUGGCUCCUCCACCGACGUCGGCUAGCAAAUUCCAGCAACUGCUUAGUCCCGGUCUUCGACGUAAAUUCAAGCGAAAUCGUCCUGCUGCUGGACACCAAUCAGCUGAUUCAGAUUCCGAAACGGACGAUAGUUGCGUAUCGACUCCAAGACUGCAGCGGAAAUUUGGAGGGAAAAAACCCAACAACCAACAUCCUAACUCUGGGGAUACCAAUGACUGUAAAGCUAAUGGAGAGAAUUCGACGCUGGCUGAAGUGGCUUCAAACAUUUGGGGAACUCGAUUCAAAAUCACGGGAUUGGCGCCAUCUCUGCCGACGCAUCUUGGUCAGAUAACGUACAAGACGUCACUGUUACACCUUCAACCUCGUCAAAUGACGCUGGGCGUGGUCGAUUUACGGGAUUCUUCACCUGGAACUGAAGUAGAAGGGCCGCCCAUUUCAAUCUGCCCAUCGGACGAAGAAGAUAAUUCGAAAGGCAAUAGAGAAUCAUCGAACCGACAACAUCCGCCCAUAGUUCCACUGACGACACCUAAUUUACGAUUGAGACGGAAAGCUGGAAUGAGCCGGAUGGAGCCCCCACCUUCGCCGACUCAUCAUCGACGGGCGGUUCAACACCAACCUCAGACGACCCUCGACGAAAUGUUACGGAUCGAGUGGAGCAAUCACUCAGAGUCACGGAUCAUUUUGUCUACACCGGCCGUACGAUGGCGUAGUCAAAGCGCCGGGCAUCUCGCAAUAGCGUCGGCAAUCAGCAACAGUAGCAAUUGGCCUUACAGUAGACGAAGAAAGAGUCGUUCGUUGGACUCUAGUCCCGUUGUUGGUAGCAAUCGGAGCCGUGGCCCGGGGUUGCCGGAUAUUCGUAGCUCUUGGGCCGUCCAAAUCACUCAACCUUUAGUUACAAAAGCGACCACGACGGACAAAAAGACGAGCACAAACUCGUUUCGUUCGAGAGUUGGCAGCCAAGUUUUGCAGGCCCAACACGUGUCAGAUGGCGAAGGUCAUAAUAAAGUGAAUAAGGAAAAGCGUUUCGCUUUGGCCCGACUCAGUCCGUUGUUUGGUCGCAAAUGCUCAUCGUCGGCAGGGAAAUCGACUGCUGGCCGAUCUGAACCCAACACUCCUAAUUCUAGUCCGGCCAUAGGACGUCGCCGGAAUAAUUCGUCGGCUACCGUGAAGAAUGAACGGCGCCACCAAUCUCCUAUACAGCAAUUGCUCAAUUCUCCAUUGCUAGCCAGACGGCUGGGGAAAAGUCGAUUUGCUCCUGCUGCCGCCUCUGCAACGGCUAUGGAAAGCUCAGACGAUGAUAUCGAUGAUCCUCAGGCAACAACAGUCCAUAAUUUUCACGAUCUCGAGAGUUUCCAAAAAGCUCAGCUGCUCAAUAAGCUACGACAGACUUGGAUAGCUGAAAAGAAUUCGGCCACAGCAACUAACGUUGAAGAACGCGAGCCACCAGCUCAGACGAGACGAAGGUGUGAGUUUGUUUUGAACAACAAAGCUCCGUUGUGGAACGAACACAGUCAAGUUUAUCAGUUGGACUUUGGGGGAAGAGUGACCCAAGAGUCUGCAAAAAAUUUCCAGAUUGAAUUCAAGGGAAAACAGGUUAUGCAGUUUGGCAGAAUCGACGGGAAUGCCUACACGUUAGAUUUUCAGUAUCCUUUCUCAGCUGUCCAGGCUUUUGCUGUGGCUUUGGCUAACGUGACUCAACGGUUGAAAUAAAAGUGGAAUUUGAAUAAAUCUGUCCAGAGAUGGUCAAUACGCCUCUUGUGAUAUUAACAUUCGUAACUGUGAGAAUUUAUUUCACUGUCAUUCCUUUGUUUAUUAUGAAAUUUUUCAAUACACGUUAAUGAAUGGCA
Daphnia magna is the source of this 3969-nucleotide messenger RNA. It is a transcript of the gene Tusp, whose product is annotated as tubby-related protein 4. NCBI's taxonomy places the organism in Eukaryota, Metazoa, Arthropoda, Branchiopoda, Diplostraca, Daphniidae. The coding region runs from base 107 to 3832 and encodes 1241 amino acids. Gene Ontology annotation, molecular function: protein binding. The record is from RefSeq and is a predicted model, not a curated record. The transcript has 15 exons.